Felis catus (domestic cat) is the source of this 6402-nucleotide messenger RNA. RefSeq names its product transport and Golgi organization protein 1 homolog. The transcript is spliced from 21 exons. Bases 4370 to 6271 code for a protein of 633 amino acids. Gene Ontology annotation, biological process: protein secretion; endoplasmic reticulum to Golgi vesicle-mediated transport; vesicle cargo loading. Gene Ontology annotation, cellular component: endoplasmic reticulum membrane; endoplasmic reticulum exit site. NCBI's taxonomy places the organism in Eukaryota, Metazoa, Chordata, Mammalia, Carnivora, Felidae. The record is from RefSeq and is a predicted model, not a curated record.
GCUGUCAGCACAGGGCCCGACACAGGGCUCUAACCCACGAACCAUGAGAUUAUGACCUGAGCUGAAGCCGGACGCUUAACCGACUGAGCCACCCAGGCGCCCCAGAUAAUGAGUAUUUUAAGAAAUCAAGCAUCUUCUGCCUACAAGUAGGUACUUUAUUGUCUGUCAAUUCUCACUUGAAAGAGGCCCAGUGACAAUGGGGAAUUUGUUCACUGAACAUCUCCAGAAUCCAGGAUAGCAAGAGCUCAAGAAAUAAUUGCUGAAUAAAAGUGACCAAAAUGAUGAGGUGUUUCUGGUGUGCAAGAAGGGGUCAGUAGCUCUUGGAAAGUCGGUUGAGCUCUUUAAGGAAAAUGUGCAAGAAGUUAUUUUGACUUUUUUUCUUAUUAGCUGUGGGCCCUUAAGUUUUUCUGAGGCUUAUUUUUCUCCCUUAAAAUAUGGGAGUGGUCGUAUUCCUUCUUAGCAGAGCUGUGAAGAUGAUAGAAGGUAAUGUGUAACACACCCGGUGUAUGUAAACACCUGAUUAGGCUAGUAGUGGCCAUGAGUGUUGUUGCUACUAUGGGUGCUCAGAGAUGAAAUAAAUAUACAGUCUGUCCUUGUUAUCUGUGACAGUUAGGUUUUACAAAGCCAUUCAUUUAGGGAGCACUGAGCCAUUGCUCCUAGAGGAAGGGCACAGUUGGGUUCCUAGGAGCCUCUGGUUACAUUUUUGUCACCUGAUUGAUCCAUAAUGUUGUUUUAUGUGUGUUUCUGCUUAAAGACACUUUAUUUAACCUAUAUUAUUGAUUCAUUAAUAUUGAACUCAAGGUGAACACCGCUGUAAUUCACACUUUAUUGAACCUUAUCCAACACAUGUAUUUUCUGGGUAAGCCACAUCACAGCCUUCUUAUGUAGAGUAACACUAGAUAACACUUCAGUGCUGGUCUUUAAGCAAGUAGGUGAAUUUGCAAAUAGCGAAUCCAUGCACAAUGAGGGUUGACUGUAUUAAAAAUUGUUUUCUUGAAUCUUUCUCUAGCAGUUCUUUCUCUGAAGAACUUAAAACACACCCAUUUGGGAAAACAUUUUCAAACACUGUUUUCCUCCAACCUUGUUGCAGGUUCUACAUGAAACCUCAUUAAUGAAGCUUUUCUAAGCACCACAUCUUCAAUUUUUAUGUUUAUUUGCCAAUAAAAAUGGCCCAUUACUUCCAAAUUUUUAAAGUUGAGUGGGAUUGUUCAGAUAUGUUACUUUUCAUUUUGAUAUAUUUCUACCAUUCUUUAGGAAGUGGAGUGUGAGAGUGAGGACCUGGAAAAAGAGCCCAGAGAUAUUACAGGGGCCACUGUUGAUGACAUAGAAAUUCUGGUGUAGGCAGUUUAUGAAGAAACUGGGCUCAUCUUACUCAUGGCCUAGAAGACGAUGGUGAUGAUUUUGACUUCUCCUAUUGCAGAUUAGCAUAUUAUAAGGAUCAGCAUGGUUAUUGUUACAAACAUUACCUGAGCACUUGUUGGGAGUGCUUAAAAUUCUUUUAAGAAAGGAGAGAAGAAAAGAAUUGUUUUCAGUGGGUCCAGUAGUUUCAGGUUGCCUAGGAGACAGAUCACCAAAUUUAACAACAGCAAAGAAACCCAAACACCAAUGAUAGUAACACCAGCACCUACCAUUUUUGAAGCCCUUACUACAGUGUGUGUCUUGUAGUGGUUCUUUAAUCUCUUAUGCUUUGAGGAAACAAACUCGCUGGGAUUAAAGUUUUACCUUUCAUAUGUCACCCACCUUGUGCAUCUUCCUACUGUACUUAUGUGUAGUAUAAAAAUAAUAGCUUGUUUAGUUUGUAUGCGUGUGCACAUGUGUGCAUGUGUGUGUCUAACUAAGUCCUGGGACCAGGAAGGUACCUGUGUACAUUUUUUUCCCCAGAUUUUUCCUGUGUUAGAAAAGUCAAGAUGCUAAAAGAGAAGGAAUGAAUAAUUCAGAUCUAGUUGAAUUAAAAACAUAUUAAGACACCUCCUAUCUACCAGGCACUGUGUGAAACAUUUGAAAUGCCUCCUAUAAUUUAAUUCUAAUAUGAGGUAGGUAGGAUCCCAUUUUAUAGAUGAACAAACUAAGCUUGGCCGUCUUCAUUUCAGUCACUUGCCUGAAGCCAUUCAAAUAAGGGUGGAAGCAAGACUUAAACUGAGGACUGUUUGACUUCAAAGCUCACCCUCUCUAACUGCCAUACUGCAGUGUUACUGCAUAUAUUGGGGUGCAGAGAGGGAGGCAGGGUAGGAAGUGAUCUGGGGUGACAAGUCGUGUUGAUUUUGGAAUAGCAAGAGGACUAGGUUUCUGAUGAAGCAAAGACAGACUCUGGGUGUGGUUGGACGUCUGUAUCCAAGAUAAAUAGGUCUAUCUAUUAAAGAUAGUCCUUUGUUUUCAAAGCUGUUUCUAAAGAAAGAAAGGUGUGAGGCUGUGAGGACUCCAAGAAAGGUAGCAAAAGGCGGGAUGGUGGACGCUUAAUUAUUCACAAGGAUAUGGUAUGGAAGUUGUAGGUGUUCCUCAUUCCUCAUUCCAGAUCUUCAGAUUUUCCUUGCUGAUGACAUCAAGAAGUCUUGUCUACAUACCCGUCCUUAAGGCCUGCCACUGAACAUAGAGCUUCUAACAUCUUGAUGUUUUUCACUUCUCUUUCUCUCCUUAUCUCUCCCUCCCUCCUCAACUUGACUGGUUAAUUGCUUUUCCUGUGUGUCUUCAUAAAGUUGUAGCUAGUUUAUUCCAUUCUGGACUGUUUAUCUUUGAAUGCCAAAGGUCUUGAAACAUCAUAAUGUUGUGUAAUGAACAUAACUUCUGCCUUGACAUGUGGGUGUUAAGAGCAUUAGUCAUUGCAAAGUAUUGAGUUAAAUAUUUUCAAUAAAAAGAUAAAAUGAUCUAAUAGAGAGGAAGGAGUUUUAAAAAUACUAGUUGGUGACUUUACUGGUGAGCUAUAUAUUUAGUGGGUUCCAUCAGUGAUGGGCUAGAGAUUCACAGAAUGAACAUAAAAACGUUCUUACUCCAUAUUAGUGGGAGAGGAGAAAGAUCAACAAGAGGAAAAAAGCACUUGAUUCUCUUACAUACUGAGAAGAAGGCAGGCCAUCAGAUUUUCCAAUGCUUUUGCUCUCGAUUUACUUCCUCACAUGCAUCUUUAAUUAACUACCCCAAGAAAUGUUGGAGAUGACCAUGAGAUAGUUACCAUAGGUACUCCUGGGAGGCCUCUUGCUGGAAAGCCCUUAGCUUUGUAAUGAUGUCUUCUUUUUUUUUAGAAAGCCAUCAGGGCAUCCCUUGCAGCACCAUCUGAGAGCCAGGGCCUUCCUGAGCAAAGAAGGUGUUUCUUUACCCGUGGAGUUGAUUUUAUGGAGAGUUUUGGUCAGCAUUAGUCAUUGUGAAACUAUGUACCUGCUGUCCUGGUUUAUCUCUGUAAACAUCUCCCUGAGGCAGAAGAUUGAGUCCUCAUCUCUCCAGGUCUCUGGGCAUCUAGAGAUGUUAGAGGUGCCCUGGUUUGCUUCUUGCUGGGAUGUGUAUAGUAGGUACUGGUCUUCUCUGAUGGCAUAUUGCCUAGAUGAGUGACAAUCCAUUUAACAGGUUGAUGUGCUCUCUUGUUCCUUGGGGAGGUUUAAACCAGUGACACUGUGCGCUAACUCUCCUUUACCUUGCCGGCAGUCUUCAGUCAUUCCAGUAGAUAACUUCUGAGCUAAAUACCUUUUCUUUCCUAGAGAGGCUAUAAACAAGGAAAUUAAUAUCGGAUUAGAAGGCCUAAACUCUGUCUAUGGCUGCUAAUAAAAACUUCUCAACAAGACUGGAUGUUAUCAAACGAUGUCCAAAUUAAAAAAAAAAAACAACAAAAAAAAAAAAACGCAGGAAACAAUUUUUUCCUAGUAUGAUACCUUUUACCAAUGGAUAAUUAUUUUCGUGAUCGUGUUAGGCAGUGAGGCCAUUUUUGUGGUUGGAGAGUGUGUGGAGUGCGUGGAGGGGAGAUCUAUUUUCACGAGGUUUCCUUGCAUUUGUGGCGAUAUUUUUGGAAGGACUAUUGAUCUCUGGUCCUCCCGUGUAGGAUUUUGAAUGUAAUUGCUAUGCUUAUUAACUGAAUCUAUAGUUAAGAAGGUAGUGUUGAAGGGGAGCCAAGGAACCUGUUGAUGUAAAGUCUGUUUUACCUUUUAUGAUUCCCAUCAUUUAGCACCUCCCUCCUUCCUGGCUCAAUCCCCUGUCAUUUUAAGUAGGCAGCAAUUACUGGUUUACUAAAGAAGCUGGCUCCUGCUGCCAAGGAUCCUAUUAAUUAUCACUCUAUCUCUAAUUUAGCCUUACUAGUGUUGAGAGAAGGUGCAUGUAAGCGUGUGGCAGAGCAGUUGCAAUCACAUCUUCUUUGUAGUAAUCUCCUUUCUGAGACGGUUCAGCGGACUCAAUGUUCAGCCAAAGGGCCGCGGAGGCCCUGAAGCGGCGACUGAACCAGAGCACCUGCACCAACUCUGACAUUCCGCUGUGGCUCAACACCCGCAAGCCUCCAGCGCGCAAGGACGGCCCCCAGCACCACCCCACGAAGGACAAGACCAACCGGAUCCUUUACAUCAUGUGCGGGGUGCUGGCCAUCAUGCUUGUAGGCAUCUUCACCAAGCUGGGGCUGGAGAAAGCACACCGGCGGCAAAGGAAGCCAAGUCCAGAUGACCCCCUCGGAAGCCUGGAGAACAGGACAGGAUUGGAGGACCACGUUCUCCUGGAGCCUGGGCUCGGGUACAGUGUGGAAGCUGGUCCUCCUGGCCAGGGAGACCUCCUGAGCAGCAUGCUACCUUCCUCCUCGGUGCCAGAGUUGAUGACAAUUAGUAAGUUGCUGAGUCUCCUCCGCCAAUGCCGGCUUGUCCAUAUUUUGGCUGACCAUUUCCGUCUUGGCUCUCGUGUCUUCGGAACUCUGUGGAAGCUUGCCGUUAUUACUGCCACCGUUGCAAUUUGUGCAUGUCUUAUUUACCUCUGGAGAGUUGUCCUUGCUACAGAGCCUCCAGUAUAUCCAGUUAAUGUACAGCAAAAAACUGCAAAGAGCAACACGUUGGAGAAAGAAAACACAGAGCUGGCUGAAGCAAUAUCCAUGUGGGAACAGAAGAUACAUCUUCAAGAAGCUAAGAGAGAAAGUAACAUUCACUCUGCUGAAGCUCUUAAGUUGAAAUCAGAAGAUGCAAACGGUCAGUUGGAGGAACUGAGAGCCUGGAGGUCCAAUAAACGUGCACUGGAAGCAAGGAUAAAGGACGUGGAAGACAUUCGUAAUGCUUUGAGUUCUACUAAAGCAAUCAGGGAAGAAACAGCCAAAAGCCUGAAGGAGAGAGGAGACGUCCUUGAUGAAUUCUAUGAAGAAAGAAAAAUGGCUACAGCAAAGAAUCUGGAUAUGACAAACUGUGAACUAGUGGCAAUGAAGAAUCAGAUGGCAACUGCAGAGGAAAAUCUGAAAAUAGCUACAAGGGACAUAGACAAGUGCAAACAGGAAAUUGAACAAACACGAGAACAGCUGCAGAAGGCAGAACUCACCUUCACACACCAGGUCGCAGUUUAUGAGCGUAAUGCUGCGGAAAACUGGAUCAAGACUCAGAUCUGGGAGACGAAAAUGGCGGGACAGAGCCGGGAGAUCGCCCGCUUGAAAUACAGACUGGUUGGGAUGGAAGGAGAGAGGCUGGUUGAGGCAUACAGGAGGUGGAGACCAAUGCCUGGAAGUCCAGAGAUGCAGAACGCUCCGAGGAGAGAGCCUUCAGCCGAAGCUGGUGUCACUCCCAUGAGUCACAACUACAAGCAGUCUACCAACAAUGCCGAGAAGGACAAGGGCAGUGUGGAUCCGUGGCGACCUCCUCCAUCAACUGGAAGAUUCUGCACACCCUACCCUAGAGGCCACCGUAUGAUCUCCUGUGCACAUCCACCUCCUGUGCCAGGUUCGGGACCAUCCCGAAACCCUCCACCUGCACCACUUGGGCCUUUUUCAGAUCCACAUGUUGCUCCUGUGAGUAACAACAACACUGACUCUACCAAAAGGAUCACGGAGGACAAGGCCAUUAUGAAUGCAAGAGGGCCUGGUCCUUCCCCAGGAUCGCCUUGCAGGCUGUCCCCCAUGGACCACCCUUCACCACCAGUCACGGGCGAUGGGCCACCUCCGCCUCCUCCACCAGCUCCUCCACGUACUAAAUUUGGUUUGCGUCUCCGAAAGUUCCCUCGCAAUCUCCUGAGGUUUUGCCUGUGUUCCUGCUGUGUCAGCUCUAACACCAGCUCUCGGCGGUCAUCUCAGAGCCUCAGGAGAAUGCGAACUUCGUGGACCCUGAACUAUGACCAAUAGGCUGUGGUGAUGUGAUAUAUUUAGAAAAGUUGUCUGGUAUGCAUAUUUGACUGAAUUCUUUCCCUGACCAUUCCUGUCCCCUCUAUUUUGUUUUUCCUCGUUUCCCUUAAUAAACCCAUCACAGUUCUGUA